Molecule: messenger RNA, 477 nt
Organism: Colletotrichum orchidophilum
Lineage: Eukaryota; Fungi; Ascomycota; Sordariomycetes; Glomerellales; Glomerellaceae
Exons: 2
Coding region: 1-477 (158 amino acids)
Source: RefSeq, a predicted model, not a curated record
AUGAAGUUCUCCACCACCCUCCUCUUUAUUGCCCCCUUGACUGCCUUGGCAGCUGAGACAUUCGGUGCCCACGGUGGUGCGGUGGCUCAGGCUGGCGCCAAAGCUUCCCAGCGCAACGAGGAGUCUACUUCCUUCAGUCCUGCCCAGGACGACGCCAAAGCCUACAAGCGCGGUCAAGACGACGCAAAGGCGUACAAGCGCGGCCAGGAUGAUGCCAAGGCUUACAAGCGUGGUCAAGACGACGCAAAAGCCUACAAGAGAGGCCAGGAUGACGCUAAAGCCUACAAGCGCGGUCAGGACGAUGCCAAAGCCUACAAGCGUGGUCAAGACGACGCCAAGGCUUAUAAGAGAGGCCAGGAUGACGCGAAGGCUUAUAAGCGUGGUCAGGAUGAUGCCAAGGCGUACAAGCGCGGCCAGGACGAUGCCAAGGCUUAUAAGAGAGGCCAGGAUGAUGCUAAGGCCUACAAGCUUUUGUGA